Molecule: messenger RNA, 2063 nt
Organism: Haliotis rubra (blacklip abalone)
Lineage: Eukaryota; Metazoa; Mollusca; Gastropoda; Lepetellida; Haliotidae
Exons: 8
Coding region: 1-1827 (608 amino acids)
Source: RefSeq, a predicted model, not a curated record
AUGUCUAACUCGUUUAUGUACGAGAAGGUUGUGUCGGUUAUAUCAAAACCACCCGAGAAACGACAGGAUUUUGAAGUUCACACUCUUGUGUCAUGGUUUCGGAAAAAGUCUCAAAUGUGUUCGCAACUGAAAACAGAUAUCGUGAUGGACAUCGUCAGAAACUGCCAGUUCGUCAACAAGGUCCGAGAUGACGUCAUCAUCAAACAAGGGGACAAGGGGGAGUGUUUCUACAUCAUCCUCGGCGGCCAGAUCUCCAUCUACAUCCUCAACAAGGACAAGGACGGUGAGGAUGAGUCGGAACUGGACAUCAUCUACCGGAAGGGCAAGGACGGCAAACUGGACAGGAGCAAGCUGGGAUACUUCGUCACACAUCUGGGUGCUGGUAGCCCGUUCGGCGAGGUAGCCCUGGCCUCAGAUGACUGCAUCAGAACAGCCACGGUCAUAGCGGACGAGCGGACGGACUUGGUGGUGGUGGACAGACAGCUAUACAACCGGUCAGUCCGGGAUGUGCUGGCCAAGGAGUUCAGGGACAAGGAACGCUUCAUCGCCGGCAACAAACUCUUCUCCUCGUGGCCCCCGAAGUACCGCAAACAGCUGGCCAUGGCUAUGUACAUGGAGACAUACUCGUAUGAGGCUACGCUGGUGCGACAGGGAGAUGACACAGAGAAUAUGUACUUCAUCCUCAGUGGUCAAGUGGAAGUCCAGAUUGACCCCUCGCAACAUCCACAGCAGUACAGAAAGUUGUUCCUGGCUGCCAGUCAGUCAGAAACUGCCAAAUUGUUAAAAAAGACGGACAAAGCAAGGCCCCCCACCGAACACCACAAUAGCAACAACAUAAAGAAGAGGGACAACUUCAAAAGCACGAAGCUCUGCUACCUGGGUAUCAACGAGAGUGUGGGUGACAUUGAGAUGCUGUUGGAUCUGAAGACGUACAUGAACACGGCAGUAUGCAAGGAGAGGACGGAGGUGCUGGUUCUGGAGAUGAAGCAUUACGAGAGGCUGUUCGUUAGGAGACAUCAGAGGACAAUAGAGUUAAUGAGAGACGAGCUCGCCGUCAAACUAGAAACACGCAUAUCUCUCCUUACUCAGAAAGACGAUAUUCCUCUACUCGGCUACCUAAUUAACAGGAUCCGCAGCCGCUAUAAACCCCCACCCCCUGUGGAAAAAGACAGACGCGAAAUGACUACAGUUUCUGCUGCUGAAAAAGAAUUUCUAAACCAUCGAGGCCCAUUAAUAGACAUGUUCGGGCCAGGAAGUGUGUUCUAUAUGAUACGGGUCCGGGAGAAGACAAAAGAGAAACUCAGAUUGAAGAGACAUCGGAAGGUGGAUCAGAUUCCACCAGCGCAUGUUCAUAGUGUUCAACUACCCCAGAGCAUGCUGUUGGCGGCUCAGAGCGCCCGGGAUCAGGAGGAUGGGCAUGGCCGAGAUGGACCAAGAAGUUUCAAGAGUAUUCAGAGUUCCCAUCAGCAGGGCCAGGACUCCACUGACGACUACGGCGGCGACAUGGACUACUAUGUUGACGAUGAUGCUGAGCCGCUGUCUAUGGGGGUGACAAUAGACCAGGACGAACACGACGCCGCUUUGACAAACUUAGAAGAGAGAAUCAGACUUUGGUUAAAGAGAGAAAACCCCAAAUCCAGGUCCAAAGUUGCUCAACUUAGAAGACUUGCGCUACAGGAUAUGGACAUACAGCCCCGCCCCGGGAAUCGUGUCGUCAUCCGUCGUCGUCAACCCACCAGCCUAUCUCCCCUUCUGGACGAGGAACCCACCCGAGAGACAGAGAAGGAAAAGAUAUCACACCUGAAGAUAUUACUGACCAACUCCUAGUCUUUCACUGCGUCAUCACUGUUCAAUUGUGACGCUAUAUUGACGUCAUAUUGUAUGCUGAUGUAAUUACUGGUGACAAUACAAUGACUUUCAAGAAGUCAAGCUCUUAUGCUAUUGUUCAUACCGUUGGGCAUACGCGAUGUAACAUGACGUACUUUCUGUGUUACUGUAAGAAUAGGGUAUUUUAUUUGAUAUAUCACAGCAAGGAUGUGACAUGUCUGUGAUAAUAAACACAU